ACGCACGUGCAGGCACUUAGCAGAGACACAUUGCUAUGCUAGCUUAUCCUACGACAGCGGCGGGCGUUGCCUACAAGCCGACGAUAAAGAGCAAAGAGAACCAGAUGAUGAGGUCCUGGCUCGCACCACUGAUGAUGCAGGAAGAAACCCUAACUCUAGCUCUCGCACCGCUGCGGGUGGCCGGGGGAGAGCCUAAGUCGCACCACACCGCUAAUCCCGAUCCAGACGCAUCGCGUCGUGCUGUACUGAUCGAGGGGCUCCUGAUCGCCGCGCGUCCUCGUCUCCCCAAGACGCCGCUGGAGAGCCCGGGUCACACCGUGCCACCGCUGAGGAGUCUUCGUUGGGGCGCUUCGUCGGCGACGAGCAUCCACCAAACAUGGAGCGGAAUCAGUGGAUGGUCGAUGGCUUUGCAAAGGCCGAUUACGUUGCUGAUUCUGCUACUAAUCUCGGGGAGGAGUCUUAUGAGGCUUGCAUCACUGCGGGCCAUGCCAAAAUCAUUCAUGGACAUGCGUUUUUGUCAAGAUCCUACUAAAGCGUCUCCGGGCCCUCACCCGAAAGAAGACGACGAAAUUAAAAAGAUGGCUGAAGCUAUCAUGGAUCAAGUUGUUAAUCAACUCCUGAACGAAGCUGCGUAAGUUGUACUUAGGGAAGACUAAGUGUUAUUGUAAAAACUUCUGAAAUGUAAUAUGUGUAAUAUCUUGUAACUCUAAAUGUAAUAUACUUGUUUUUUAUGGUUCAAUUCUUUACGAUGCAUGAAAUUUUACAUACGUA
Zea mays is the source of this 771-nucleotide messenger RNA. RefSeq lists its product as uncharacterized. The transcript is spliced from 2 exons. The record is from RefSeq and is a predicted model, not a curated record. Lineage: Eukaryota; Viridiplantae; Streptophyta; Magnoliopsida; Poales; Poaceae. Bases 36 to 635 code for a protein of 199 amino acids.